GAUUUUUAUCAUUUUCAUUUUUCCCAUACAACUCGAUUCCACCCUAGUGGUCCACCAAAUGCGCUGCCCCUCCUCCCACAGAUACACAAUCAACCUUCACACCUGUUACGUUAGAACACAAUCGACCAAUUUAAAGGUUACAGUUCAACGUCCUAACCCUUGUAACUGUAAUUGAAGCCUCACUACACAACUUUUGCAAAGAUAAAAAAUAAACGUUGACGGUAUCUAAAAUUACCAAUUUGCUCAAGUUGGGAUCGUUACGCCAAAGUUCUCGCAAGUCCAUGAAACGUUAAAGUACCCUAUAACUUGGCAAUUUCAACGGUAAACGCUUGUUUUUUUCGUCAAUCUCCCGUAACAACCGGAGAGCCGGAAUAUUUCCCACCCUCCGCCGAGUUCAGCCCAGCGAUAAUUGAUAUCAAUCUCGAGACUUGAUUGCGGCGGAACGUUAUGAAUAUCUCGUGCCUUAGAUGAACCUCGUCCAGUAUUGUAGCAACUUCGGAUUCGGAUUGAUUUGGAGAUCUAGUACAGAGCGGUUUUUGCGAAAUGUUGACGGUUCUCCUCGUGGCCAUGGGGAUUCUGGUCUGCACGUGGUAUUACUUCUUUAGAAGAUCGCGAAGGCGUUUGUAUGAGCUGGCCGCCAAAAUUCCAGGUCCGUUUGAUUGGCCGUUGAUUGGAAGCAUUCACAUCGGAAUCGGUCGCGGUCCGACGACUAUCCUGCCGUAUUUCCUGCAAUUCCUGCACGUCGUACCAACGCCCAUGCGGGCCUGGUUUGGUCCGCUUCUGAUAGUGGUGAUCGACAAUCCGGAACACCUUGCGGUGAUCCUCAACUCGCAGGACUGCGUGAAACGAUCGUACGUGUACCGGUUCUUGGGAUUCGAGAAGGGUCUCUUCAAUGCGCCGCCGGAUUUGUGGCGCAAACAGCGCAAGCUGCUGAACCCUUCGUUCUCGAACGCGGUCGUCAAACGGUUUGUGCCCACGUUCAACGCAAAAGCCGACAAGCUGGCGGAGAGUUUGCUGGCGCUAGCCGGUACCGGACAGUUCAACAUGGUCGAGAAGGCCGGCGAAUACACCGUCAGCACCACGAUGGUCAACUCGCUCGGGUUGGAUUUGGACGAGGACAACAGUGACUACAAGAAGCGCUACCUGGAGAAUGCCGACAAGAUGCAAACACUCAAAUUCACACGCAUUUACAAGGCGUGGCUACACCCUGACUUUAUCUACAAGCUGACGCCCAGCUAUCGCGAAGAGAUGAAACGAGUUCAGAUGUUCCAGGAAAUGUCACGAAAGACGCUCGAGCUGCGGAAAGCGGACAGGCUGAAGAAAUCCAUCCAAAAGUGCAACAUCUACCGCGAUGAGGACAACGUUCGCCACGUGCCACUGUUCAUAGACCGGCUGGAAGCGAUCGCCUCAGAGUCGGAUUUCUUCGACGAAGAGUGCAUCAUCGAGAAUCUGGACACGGUGAUCUUCGCCAGCAACGACACUUCGGCUUGCGCCAUAUCCACGGCGCUGCUUCUGCUGGCCAUGCAUCCCGAUGUUCAGGAACGGCUCUACCAGGAAGUGAUCGACGCCGCACCAAACGAUUACAUCGACUACGAAGAUCUCGCCAAGCUGGUCUACCUGGAGAUGGUCAUCAAGGAAUCGAUGCGAAUCCUCCCGGUAGUGCCAGUCUUUGCCCGCGAGUGCGAAAAAGAAAUUCAGGUCGGCCAGUAUACGAUACCAGCCGGCGCCCAGAUCAUGAUCCCGACCAUCAAAGUGCACCGGGAUCGUAAGAUUUGGGGUGAUCGCUCGGAAGAAUUCGACCCAGAAAACUUUUCCCCGGAGAACUGUGCCAAGCGGCACCCGUUCGCGUUCCUGCCCUUCACCGGUGGAGUUCGGAGCUGUACCGGCGCCAAGUACGCCUACAUCUCGCUCAAGAUUGUGCUGGCCAAGCUCGUAAAACGGUACCGACUGUCCACCGAGCUGCGGUUGGUCGACCUUAAGUUUCAUGCCUCGAUCGUGAUGCGGAUCGGCAACGGGUACAUGAUCAGCAUAGAACGGAGGGAUGGGAAAAAAGCUUCGUAGCACGGAGGGAAGGAGGCUGGUUUGCAGGUGGUAAUUAGAUCGACUCUGAUGGGAGUAAUUGCAUACGCUGCUAUUAAAUAGUUAGACUGUGCUGCACUGAAACAUGCAAAUGUUAAUCAAGAGAGCAAAUAAAACAUUUAUUUCGUUGUGCUAGGUGUAAUUAAAGUAAGGGAGUGUUAUACAUUUUACAGUUAAAUUUGUAUACACCUACGUUGUGUGAAAUAUCACAAUUAUAUCCGUCAAAUCUAGACAGUUAGGAAUCAUAACUUUUACCACAACCCCGUCGUGGGCUUAUCGAUGAUUUUAAUCUUUUCAGAAUUCAUGCAGUCUAGACAGAGCUCAUUGGGAGCA
Molecule: messenger RNA, 2412 nt
Organism: Culex pipiens pallens (northern house mosquito)
Lineage: Eukaryota; Metazoa; Arthropoda; Insecta; Diptera; Culicidae
Product: probable cytochrome P450 313a4
Exons: 2
Coding region: 544-2061 (505 amino acids)
Molecular function (GO): oxidoreductase activity, acting on paired donors, with incorporation or reduction of molecular oxygen; iron ion binding; heme binding
Source: RefSeq, a predicted model, not a curated record